Molecule: messenger RNA, 704 nt
Organism: Anopheles bellator
Lineage: Eukaryota; Metazoa; Arthropoda; Insecta; Diptera; Culicidae
Product: larval/pupal cuticle protein H1C-like
Exons: 3
Coding region: 97-483 (128 amino acids)
Source: RefSeq, a predicted model, not a curated record
GUGUACCGCAGCUACGAGUGUUACAAAGCCUUCGCCUUCGUCGACCAGCGUCGUUUGACCCAGUCAACCCCUAAACAGAAACCCUUCCACGUCAAAAUGUUCAAGCUGUUCGUUGCCGCCUGCGUCCUGGCCGUCGCUGCCGCCGCCCCAGGAGUCGUGGUGUCCCCGGUCCACUCGGUCCCGCUGGUCCACGCCGCCCCGGUUGCCGUGAGCCACUCGUCGUCGCACGUCGUGCACCACGCGCCGGUCGUCAAGACCGUGGCCGUCCACUCGGCCCCGGUGGUGGCCCUCCACCACGCGCCCGUCGUGAAGGCCCUCCCGGUCGUCCACCACGCCCCGCUGGUCCACCACGCGCCGCUGGUCCACCACGCGCCGGUCGUCAAGACGGUCGUCCACUCGUCCCCGGUCGUCCACUCCGUGCACGCCGUCCCGGUCGUCAAGAGCGUCGUCGCCAGCCCGGUCGUCCUCCACCACCACCACUAAGCGCCCCGCGCCCACUCCUCCCCUCACCCCCCGCAACGGCGUAACUUUUUCUCCAACGAGUCACUACACAACCACUGCCACUACUUUCACCACCACCACCACCACCACCACUACUAGCCCUGCGAACACACGACGCCCCCGGCACACACAACUCACGCAUCGCAGCAUCGCGGCCAUGUAAAUAUAGUUCAGCAGCAGAGAGACCCAUCCCGUGGACCUGU